This is a messenger RNA of Neltuma alba, 2098 nucleotides long. RefSeq lists its product as uncharacterized. The record is from RefSeq and is a predicted model, not a curated record. The transcript is spliced from 5 exons. Gene Ontology annotation, molecular function: ubiquitin conjugating enzyme binding; cyclin binding; ubiquitin protein ligase activity. Gene Ontology annotation, cellular component: ubiquitin ligase complex; cytosol; nucleus. The coding region runs from base 73 to 1800 and encodes 575 amino acids. Gene Ontology annotation, biological process: protein autoubiquitination; protein polyubiquitination; proteasome-mediated ubiquitin-dependent protein catabolic process. NCBI's taxonomy places the organism in Eukaryota, Viridiplantae, Streptophyta, Magnoliopsida, Fabales, Fabaceae.
UAUUUCUUUUGGGACGAAAGAAAUUCGUUAAAACUGAUAGGCGCGCAAUCUCCCUAUUGGAGCAGACGAAGAAUGGCGGCCGGCGAUGAGAAACAUUGUAGAAAAUGGCGUUAUACUUGGGAAUCACAGUCCCACAUCCCAACGCUUCGUCUCUUGCUUUUCGCCAAAAAUGCUAAUCCUUCUCUGCAAUGUCUCAAUUUGAAGGUUCAACUUUUUCCUUCUCAGUCUCUGGUGGCGGUGAGCUGGUUUGAACCCGCCCAAGUCUCACUUAGGGUUCCGAUUCCUAGGGUUUUGGUUGACUUUGAAUCGCCUGUCAGUUUUCGAGCUUUGGAUGAUCACAUUGAAGUGAAGCUCCUACUGCUUUUGCCUGUCGAUCAUCCAGUUGUUUCAAGCUUCGAUUCUGUGAUGAAUCUAUCUGAUGAUCCCGUAAAUGCAUUGCCUGAUGUAUCAGAGCCACUAGUAAUGGGAUCUGAUGUAAAAAAUUUAUCUUCCAGAGCAGCAGUUCAUUUUUACUGUGGAAGUUGCUCUUUCAAGUUGACUAGAAAUCCUCUCAGGAGUUUCGUUGAAAUGCCAUCAGUCAAUUGGCGAGAGGUAGCUGACAACUGGUUUGGGGCUUGUUGUUGUUCAUUUGGAGGCAUAAGUGAGAAGUUGGUGAUCAAAUAUGCAAAUUCUUAUACUUGUGCACCAGGGGUAUGCCUAUUAAGCUCUACGUCUAUUACUCUUUGCAAGGAUGAUCUGAUAGAAUAUAACUUCCCUGAACGUGGUGGAGAAGAGUGUAAUUCUAAAUCAGAUAAAUUUGAAGAAGGAAUUAACAAAGCUGCAAUAAAUUCGGAGAUAUCUAUGGAAAGAUCUUCGACUUGUAGUGAGAUUGGUAAAACCAUAUAUAAUUCUGACGAGAGUUCAAGGUUUGCAGAUUCUCAGAAUGAAAAACUUAAUGUGAACUUGGGACAUGAAGUUGGUGAAGAAAAAUCUAAUCAUGAUGACUUCUCUCGUUCAUACCUGGAUUCCCAUGUCCCUGCGGAUGUGGCCAUGGCUUCCAGUUGUUGUGCUCAUAUGACAAGCAGCGUUCACAUUCUUGAGAAUGAGGAUUGGCAACACCAAUGCUGUGAAAAUGCUAGAAAAGAACAUAAAGAUACAACAGCCAUGGAAAUUCUUGCAAGUCAGAAAUCUUUCCUCAAUGGGUUUCUUGAAGAUGUUUUCAUGGCUAGAUCUUCCAAUCUUUCAGAAGAUAUUGAUUGGUGUGAAUUCACGUGCCCUCAGUGCAAGUCUGUUCUUGGAGCCUAUCCAAGCUGUAAGGGCGAAGCCCCUGUAGAUGGAGGAGUACGAUUGUUUAAGUGCAAUAUUUCAACUUGUUUGCCAGUUAGAGGAUCUGGAGACUUGUUCAGGCAAUAUACAAUGGGAAAAAUGUUUGCAAACAAGCUAGUAGAGUGUGCAAAUGAUGAAUCAUCAUUUCGGUUUGCGGUCAUAGAUCUGAAAGCAAAGUCCCCUGCCCUGCAAAUCAUUCUUAUAAAUCCAGAUACAUGGUCAAUUUCUGGUGAUUGUUUUAUCACUGAGGAUUCUGAGGUGCCUAAACUACAACUACAGCCCGUCAUCAAGUUGCUUUUCUCUGAAUGCAGUACUGCUACAGAACUUCAGUUAAGGAUGACGGAGGAAUGGAUAACAAAUAACUCAGCCGAAAGUAUUUUUAUGCUGACUUAUCAAAUAAAAGAGCUGGUGGCGUCAAUGAUGUCAGGAAGGGAUGCGUAUCCACCUUCAUAUGCGUCCAUUCAGGGAUUAUGUUUGUCAUCUAUGCAACGGUAGUAAUCUGCUCAAACUCAGCAUUGGUGAUCUAAAUCGACUUAUAUGCCUGGGCGAAGAACACUGGAGUGUCUGAAAUUAGAGUAAACCAAUGUUGUAUCGCUGGAACUGUACACCAACGUCAGUUAAUAGCCUGUGUACAGUUCAAUUUUAUAAAUAUAUAUUUCUCAAUUUAUCGGGGGGGAAAUGUUUCGUAUGAAAUCUACUAUAGGCAUGGCAUUUAUUUAUUUCAAGUUCAUUGUGCGUAAACUUUUUUAGCCAUUUAUUCAUGGAGAAAAUUGGAUGCAUUGAACCAGUUCCA